This is a messenger RNA of Penicillium malachiteum, 1179 nucleotides long. RefSeq lists its product as uncharacterized. Gene Ontology annotation, biological process: endoplasmic reticulum tubular network organization. The transcript has 3 exons. The record is from RefSeq and is a predicted model, not a curated record. Gene Ontology annotation, cellular component: endoplasmic reticulum tubular network. Lineage: Eukaryota; Fungi; Ascomycota; Eurotiomycetes; Eurotiales; Aspergillaceae. Bases 1 to 1179 code for a protein of 392 amino acids.
AUGGUCUCAUUUUGGCCCUGGAAGGGCGAGGACAACUCACCCGCGUCCUUCGAAAAGACGCUGUCCACCCUUUCCACCAAGAUUGCCCAGGCUACUACUCGCCUCGAUCAACAGCGAUCAACUUCACGUCGCUUCAAGGCACUCUGGACCCUUUACUCGACAUUUGCCUACCUCUUUUAUUCCAUCGUGCUUGCACUGGUUUUAGGAUGGGAGAGUUGGGGCGUGAAGGAAUAUGCCGCCAUUGCUGGUGGUCCCGUUCUAAUUUACGGGGUGCGCACGAUUAGUGCCCGUCUCUUCGAUUACCGGAUCUCGAAAACCCAGCGCGGUCUGAAUGAGCUCCAAAAGCAACGCGACGAGACCAUCGAAAAGCUCAAGGUCGCCACCAAAUACAACUCUACGCAACAACUGCUAGAGAAGUACGGAGCCGAAUCUUCAAAGCAGUCUCCGAGCCCCAAGGCCGAGUCUAAAAAAGCGAAGCCUGCUACACCGCAUCCUCAAGUCCAGCGAACUGGACUGCCCCCUCCUCCCACCGCAAAUAUUCGCCGUCCUCCUCAAUCACCAGCUGGGCCAGUGAACCCCACCUCACCUCCUCCUCCUUAUCAGAUUGACCCCCAACACCAACCUUUACCCGCUACCCCUUCUCCGAUUCCUCAACAAUCCGCCGACGAGCCUGGCUUCGCGCCCAACGCAUUCCCGAGUUCCGGCCCAGGCCAGUACAUCGAGCAACCGCAUUGGUAUGACCGCCUUUUAGAUGUACUUCUGGGCGAAGAUGAGAUGCAGCCGCGCAACCGGAUGGCCAUGAUCUGUACUACAUGUCGCCUUGUCAACGGCCAAGCACCUCCUGGUAUUAAAACCCCGGAAGAGCUCGGUCGCUGGCGCUGCGGAAGCUGUGGAUCAUGGAACGGAGUCGAAAGUGAGGCGACUCAGAUCCUCUCUACCUUGCGUCAAGAUGUCGCCGCAGAGAGCUCUUGGGGACCAGGUCCAGCUAUUGCGGCGGAUGGACAAUCUCAGCCUUCUGAGGGUGAAGAUUUCGAGGAGCUAACACCCUCAACUGAAGAAGAGCACAGUAAUGAAUCAGAAGGUUCCGGUGAUGGGGAGAUUCAGGAUACGCAGCCUGAAGAGGCCGAGACUCGGCCCGAGCCCGUACGCCGAUCCAAGCGUGGAAAGUCGAAGCAGUAA